CUCAAUUACAACACAUUUUAUUUCUCUCAAGUUCACACAGCCUGUCACUUGUAAAUUGCUUGUAGAAAAUAAAAUGGGCGAAAUAAAAUGGAAUUGAGUGGGGCUAAUAUCGUUCGUGGUGUCCACUUGAUCCCUGGAUUUCAACAUGACCGUACUGACACACUAUUACCGCCAUCAAUUGCCUGUCCCCUGCACGAAAAUAACGAAGACUGGAAGUUUUACUAUGUAAAUAUGUUUGUUGAUAGAGACAUGAUGAUGCGUUUCCGUGGUGGCGGCCGGGUGGGCCAUAAGUCGACUCGAGAUGCAACACGAGUAUUCCUCGAUGACCGCGAUCCUCUAGACGAGGUUGCUCCUGAGUUGGACGUUCUAGAUGACCGCAGUGAAGAUACAGAUUUUGUCAGCUCGGACGAAGAAGGUGAUGACAACGGCCUUGAUGGUGAAGAGCCUGGUGAGGACGAGGUGAUGGACGGUGACGAAGGCAUUGCCGAUCGUGGUGAAGAUGUGGAAUUGGAGAUAGAGGAGUAUGGCUAUAGCGGAAUUGACCAAUCGAAAGAAGUUACAGAUGACGAGGCUGACGAAGAUGAUGAUAGCGACGAGGCUGACGAUGACCUGGGCCCUGAGGACGGAGAGGAUGAUGCCGGUGAUGACCUCGAGGGGUUUGAUGACCUUUGAUUUUUUUAGAGCGGCAGGAUAUGUUUUUCACGGGGAGCCUCUAACUACUUUGUAAGAUCAGAACCCGAGUUGCCUUGAACCACGCUCGGUCGGGAUGCUCGGACACUACCACCAGCUAGUGUACAUGCGAGACGGUUAUAUGGCUGGUCUAAUUUAAAGCCAAGACUGGUGAAACACUGCAAGGCUCGUACCAGGCUGGCGCU
Molecule: messenger RNA, 875 nt
Organism: Suillus paluster
Lineage: Eukaryota; Fungi; Basidiomycota; Agaricomycetes; Boletales; Suillaceae
Exons: 4
Coding region: 88-672 (194 amino acids)
Source: RefSeq, a predicted model, not a curated record